UUCCUCAAUUAUCCCACAGUNCUUCGCCCAACCCUCUAUUCCAGUGUCGUCUGGGCCUGCGUGUCAAUAUCACAGUGAAGGACAACAUGUGCCAUUACCCACAAUCCCCUGCAGGUAUGCUGUGUUUGGACCACGGCCACUGCGUGACCUCGGUCACUCAGGAGAGUUAUGCCUGCCACUGCUGUCCCAGUUUCACCGGUCCCCACUGCGAGGAGUACGACGGGUGCCAGUCGCACCGGUGCGCGGCGGGCUCCACCUGCGUGGACAAGCAGCAAGGGUACAACGGCUAUGACUACCAAUGCGUCUGCCCGCGGGGCAUGAUGGGAGAGCGCUGUGAGCUGGAGGCGGAUGAGUGUCAGAGCAGCCCCUGCGUGCACGGCAUCUGCCAGGACCAGGUCAAUGGGUACCAGUGCUACUGCACACCAGGCUAUACAGGAACGCACUGCGAGAAGGAGUACAACGAGUGCGUCUCCAGCCCCUGCCAGAAUGGCGGGACGUGCCGCAACCUCCUGAACCACUACGAGUGCGCCUGCGGCCCGGGCUACACCGGCCUGCACUGCCAGACCAAGGUGGACCUAUGCGCCAGCCAGCCCUGCAACAACGCCACCAAGUGCGAGGACCUCGGCAACACCUACGCCUGCCAGUGCUCACCCGGAUUUUCAGGAACACACUGCAACGAGAACGUGGACGAAUGUGAGUCGAUGCCUUGUCUCAACGGCGGCAGUUGCAUCGAUGGCAUCAACUCAUACACAUGCCACUGCUCACCGGGAAUCAUCGGCACACACUGUGAAAUUUUGGAGAGUCAGACCGUCCUGAAUGUGGAAGAGAAGGACAACUGGCGAUUCUACGUUAUCAUUGGCUGCCUGGCGGGGGCACUGCUCUUUGCCGUCUGCAUGAUGGUGGUCUGCAUCUGCGCCCUCCAAAGUCGGUCGGAGUCCAACAAAGUCGGCCACUAUGACCCCAUGUCUGACCUGAGAAAAACUGGUUACACAUACGACGUGAGCAGCGCCUGCGAGACGAGGCCCUCCAAGCAAGCCAUCUACGAGGUCACCUCCAUCGAUUACUGCAGCAACCCGGACGAACCCCUCAUCUCCUCCCUCAAACCACAGGUCAUCUAAAAACUAAAUGAGCGAAGAAGUGAAAAUUGACCACCGUCCACCUUGGGAAUUGCCGGGGGGGGGAGGGAAGGCCAAAAUCAAAAACUCAAAAUAGGAAUUUGAAAAUUGAAAUUUAACCAAGAAAAAAAACCGAGGAAUCAGGAAGAAAAUCCUCAAUAUACUUGAAAUACCUCAAAAUUGACCCCCUCUGGUGUCACUGGUUGCAAGUUUCCUGCUGUUUCCCACGCCCCCCCCACCGCAGAAUAAAUCCUGGCAAUGCCCAUGCCGUCCAUCAAAAACAGACUUCAUGGGGUUUUUUUGUUUAGAAUCCCUAUUCACCAAGUGGUGUAAUUUGGGGAAACCACUGCAUGGGGACGGGAGGAGAAAAUCCGAGAAGUUUUGGCCUUGAGAUAUUUUUGCAGAGUGACUGUACACCGUACAUGAUCAAGUAUUUCAUGAAACCCAUCACGUUCGAGAACAGAAGACACCAGAAACAAAACCCACCUGCAAGUAAUGUCACCGGAGAACGGCGAGCUUGUUCAAAAGUCAAUUUGAUGCUUCUCUGUUUUUGGGGGGGGGAAUCCGACUUUUAUUCCCUUAAAAACAUACUUUUUGUAGUACUUUAAAUAUCUGAAAAAUAAACGUAGGUUUUAAAUCACACCCUUCUGUUUCAUGUUUCUUUGGUGAUGUAUGUAAAUAGUUCUUUUUAGCAAAGGUAAUAAUAUUUAAACUUCAUUAAAAUUGUUAAAAUCUCAUAGCUACAAGUUUGAUAUACCCGCCAAAUAAUGAUGUUGCCAUAGUGUUACAACAGUACUGUUUCCACUGUGACCAAACAAAGAUAUUGAAAGCAUUCCACCUGACAAUCACCCCGCAAAAUACACAAAGAAUUCUCCUGCCACGUUAUGAAUUACUCAAAGGUCGUUAAGUUUCAGUUUGGCACUUUUAUUUCCCCAGCUUCUUUUCUCGCUUGUAACAUUGCGAUUUGAAAUGGCAGUAUAUCCAGACCAAUGCACGUAGUACAGUACUUCAACCCGAAAAACCUGCGCUGCAUUCAGAGCAUUUUAGUUGUGAUUUUACGUGAUGACUGUGAUUCUUUGAUUCUCGAGGACAAGAUCAAAUUGAAAUUCGAGCAACUGCUGUAAAAUUUUAACUUGCUUUAAGUGAAAGUAACUUUGAAUUCAGUGAUUUGGAAUUAAAAACUGGUUUGUGGUUUGUUCAUGACCAAAAAUGUAGUUGAUGCCGUCUGCAUCUGGUUAAAAACUCGUGUUUUUUUUAGCUCAGCUUUUUCACAGAUUGUCAGUUUUUCAGGUAGUGUAUAGCUUAAGCUGUAUAUUAUAAGCACACAGAUACAUCUGCAGCAAAAAGUAAGCACUGUUUCUUUGUUUUUUUAAUAUCAGUACAGGUGCAUGAUUGCCGGGCAAGUUGUGGCUGUGCGGCACUGUUUGGUGUGUGUCCUUGUAGGGUUUGCUAUGCGCAUUGUUGAAUCCUACCUCUCUAAGAGUUUUCUUUCAAUUGUAAGGCGAGCAUUUUUUUUAUAAGUUGGUGUUCAGAUUUUUUACAAGACAAAUUUAGAGGUGCAGGCGGAAAAAGGCAUUUUCUAUGGUCUUGAGAGAAACAAAUAAGGGUCUUCAAGUCAGGGGAAAGAAUAAAUUAAAAAAAAAAAAAA
Messenger RNA from Acanthaster planci (crown-of-thorns starfish), 2763 nucleotides. RefSeq lists its product as uncharacterized. Gene Ontology annotation, cellular component: protein-containing complex; plasma membrane. Gene Ontology annotation, biological process: heterophilic cell-cell adhesion; establishment or maintenance of epithelial cell apical/basal polarity. The record is from RefSeq and is a predicted model, not a curated record. Gene Ontology annotation, molecular function: calcium ion binding. NCBI's taxonomy places the organism in Eukaryota, Metazoa, Echinodermata, Asteroidea, Valvatida, Acanthasteridae.